Molecule: messenger RNA, 1456 nt
Organism: Mercurialis annua (annual mercury)
Lineage: Eukaryota; Viridiplantae; Streptophyta; Magnoliopsida; Malpighiales; Euphorbiaceae
Product: pyruvate, phosphate dikinase regulatory protein 2-like
Exons: 3
Coding region: 36-1250 (404 amino acids)
Molecular function (GO): transferase activity, transferring phosphorus-containing groups; ATP binding
Source: RefSeq, a predicted model, not a curated record
CCCAUCACUAACCCAAUGAUCUCACGAUUUACAAAAUGGUUUCUUUCCCAGCGGCCAGGCCACCGUCUCUCCCGCCAAUACCGCAUCAACCACCGCCGCACAACAAGUCCGGCAACCGCAGCAGACUCCAUGCCCUCUCCAAUUCAGAGAGCUCCCAACAACAACCUCAUGCUCAGCCUAGGAAGCUAAAAGGCAGCUCUCAGCUCAACCGCUGGUCCAUGGCUCGAGCAAUCCGGUCCGGCCGUAAAUUAGACCGCUCCGGUCAGCGAACCCAGGUGGCUGAAUUACUCGCCCCUCCUCCUCAAUGGAAACUGAAAGAAAACACCCAAUUGAAUGAUGAUGAUAAUGAAACUGUUAUAGAAGUCCCGAGGGCAGGAAAGUCAAUUUACAUGAUUUCUGACGGAACCGGAUGGACGGUGGAGCAUUCCGUUAAUGCGGCGUUAGGUCAGUUCGAGCAUUGCCUUGUCGACCGUGGAUGUCCUGUGAAUACCCACCUCUUUUCUGGGAUUGAUGAUGCAGAACCAUUAAUGGAGAUUAUAAAGCAAGCGGCUAAGGAAGAUGCAAUGGUGGUCUACACUUUAGCUGAUCCUUCAAUGGCUCAAUCAGCUAAACAAGCUUGUAGGUUAUGGGGCUUAACAGCUACUGAUAUACUCGGUCCGAUAACUGAGGCUGUUGCUUCUCAUUUAGGCGUUUUGCCUUCCGGUCUUCCUCGUGGAGCUCCGGGGAGGACCUUUCCCCUUUCCGAUGAGUACUUUAAACGAAUUGAAGCUAUUGAAUUCACCAUCAAGCAGGAUGAUGGUGCAUUGCCUGGAAAUUUGCACAAAGCUGAUAUCAUUCUUGCUGGUGUUUCGCGAACCGGAAAAACACCCUUGUCCAUUUAUCUUGCCCAGAAAGGGUAUAAAGUUGCCAAUGUGCCUAUUGUCAUGGGCGUAGAAUUGCCUAUGAGUCUGUUUGAAGUUGACCCCGAGAAGGUUUUUGGGUUGACCAUUAAUCCUCUGGUGUUGCAGACGAUUAGGAAAGCAAGAGCUAAGAGUCUUGGAUUCAAUGAUGAAAUGUGGGGUAGUUAUUCGGAAAUGGAUUUUGUCCGAAAGGAGUUGGAUUUUGCUUGCAGAAUUUUCGCAGACAAUCCUGUAUGGCCCGUAAUUGAAGUGACAGGUAAAGCUAUUGAAGAAACUGCAGCAGUUAUAUUAAGGCUUUAUAAUGAUAGGAAGCACAAAUGUUCAAUGCCCCGAAUCUCGAAGCUUUACUAGCACGGAAAGUCUAUAAUCUCAGGUUUGAUUAUAUGAAUUGCUGAAUCAGUAAGGAUUCAGCUGUUCUGAAUACCUUAUAUUGUUAAUGAUGAAAGGAAUAUAUUCUGAGACAACAGCAAGAGUGUACACUAUGUUUACUGUAUAUAUCAUAAUUCUAUACCUUAUCACCCAUACUAUAUAGAAUCUAAUAUAAAUUUUUAUCUCCA